UGGUGACUGAGGGCAAUCUCCUUGGAUACACAAACACUGCUCUUAUUUACCUGUACAUAAUGAUCCCAUAACCUGCAUUUUAGAGGGUAGCAGCUCCCUCCCCUAUAUCAGAAAUAGUCCCACCCUGACUACAUACAGGGGGAACGGAGAGCAUCCAAACAGCAGACAACUCUUCCUUAGUGGGAUGCUCAUUUGUUUGUUGUGGGUUGCAGGGUUUCUAAAAAAAAACACACACCCCCAUCCCUGAAUUCCAGCUGUGCCCCACUACCUGUGUGUGGAACUCCAAGCUGGGGACCCAGGCUGCAUCCUUGCUCAUUUGAUGGAGUCACCUGCCUCUCCCCCUGCACUGCUGAGUGAUGCUGCUCCUGCAGCCUGUGUUCAGUGGAGGCUGGGAGGCAGGAGCAGGAUUUAAUUAGACCCUGUGUGUUACUGUCCUCUCCCAGGCUGGCUGCAGCUCUCUCUGGAUGUCAUGAGACUGCACUGAGAUUGCACUAGUGAUCUAGUACCCAGUGCACGCAGCACAGCAGCCCCACUCUCCCUGCCAGCAGGACCUUUAGCCUGGGUGUUACAUUCUUCCUCUCUCUCGCCAUGGACCCGUUUGACACAGAGCUCUGCUAUUCCCCGGAUCCCAGCAUUGUUCAGCCGUCCUGUAAUGGGCGCCCGGAGCAGGCACCCAACAAGAGCCUGGAGGUACCCAUCCAAAUGGACCUGGAUCAGCAGAUGAAGAUGAGUGAGAGUGGCCAGUUCAGUGAUUUUGUGGAAAAUAGAGGUUUAUUAGAAAGCAGCACAAAACUAAAGCCGCACGAAGCACAAAGCUACAGGAAAAAAGCAUUAUGGGUAUCCUGGAUUUCUAUUGUUGUCACAUUGGUGCUGGCGGUAGCAGCCUUCACUGUCUCUGUUAUGAGAUACAGUGCAUCAUCAUUUGGAUUUGCAUUUGAUGCUGUUCUGGAUGUUUUUUCAUCAGUUAUAGUCUUGUGGCGCUACAGUAAUGCUGCUGCUGUACACUCAGCCCACAGAGAAUACUUAGCCUGCGUUAUCUUAGGUGUAAUAUUCCUGCUGUCAGCUCUCUGCAUCGUGGUGAAAGCUAUUCAUGACCUCUCCAUUCGGGUGCUCCCAGAAGUGGAUGACUUUCUGUUUAGUGUUUCCAUCUUAAGUGGAAUCUUGUGCUCCCUGUUAGCGGUGGUGAAAUUCAUGUUGGGUAAAGUGCUGACGAGUCGAGCGCUGAUCACCGAUGGAUUCAACUCGUUGGUGGGAGGCAUCAUGGGUUUCUCCAUUCUUAUAAGUGCAGAGGUUUUCAAGCACCACCCUUCUGUCUGGUACCUUGACGGGUCUGUCGGUAUUCUGAUUGGGCUGAUCAUUAUGGCCUAUGGAAUUAAAUUGCUACUGGACAUGGUUCCCCGAGUGAGACAGACACGUCACUAUGAGAUGUUCGAAUGAAGAGCCUGGCACAAACUUAUUUACUCUGCAAAACUUUACAUGACUAAUGGCCGCUACAAAGGUGUUUUUCCCCACUUAUAUUGUUGGGUGUUCUCAAAAUUCAAACAAAAACAAACUAUAUAUGACCCACUUAGAAAUGAUCAAAUCAGUAUUAACUGGACCGGUAUGUGAAGAUCCAAAAUCCUAAGCACAUAUAUGUGAAAAGUCACAAGCACAAGCCUUCAGAAAUUGUGUUCACUAAAUGAACCAUCCCCGGAAACAGCUCUGAUAAUGGAUUAAUUUGCUGGAGCACAUGCUGGAAAAUGCAGAAUAUUAACAGCGAAUUACAUAAAAAGUAUUUUUAUAUAUAUACAGUAUAUACAUUUUAUCUGUGUCCAAUGAACUUAUUUAGGCUCUAGUAGGCAUUUUACCUUCACAUACACAGAGCACAAAUUCUGUAGCACAAAUAAAAAGGUCUACACUACAUAAAACAUUCCAAAGUCAUAAUAAAGCAAAAUUCAGUCCCCGUCACAUACAGAGCUGUACAGUGUUUGUAUUUGGAAACUGUGAUUUACAGGAUACAGUAAUCUGUCUCUAGGUUAUCAGUGUUGUAUAUAACUUGGUGGUAUUAUACCUACCAAUUGUUUGCUCUUUAAACAAAGCGGUCCUGAUGGCGUCCCGCUGGCCCUUAAAAUCUUUUGAAUACUGUAACUCCCAGCAAUAUUCACCAGCCUCUAUGAGUCGGGUAGGUAGUUUGUGGCACUCCAAUUGCUGUGGAACUACACAUCCCAGCAUGCCCUGUCACAGUUUUAGCAUUCAUUAACAGAAGAACUGUGGCAGGCAUUAUGGGAUUUGUAGUUCCACCACAGCUGUUAUGCCAUAGAUUGUCUACCUCUGAUCUAUGAAAUGACAUCAUAUUAUUAAUAAACUUUGGUCUAUGAACUUGUAGACAACUCACAUAGUGAAAUUCUGCUUUAACUGACACUUUUAUUGGUAGUAUAAACAAUCAUAGAGUGCAUACUGUAUGCACCUAAACCUAAAGGGCACCUAAACCUAAAAUACAAGUCAACACAAUACUAAAAGGAAUAGUUGCAUAUGUCUAGAAAAGUUCCAUACUUUGAUAGAACUUCAGUUAUUUGAAACUGUAUAUAAUAAUUUAUGCCGUUAAAUAUAUCAAAUGUUAAAGAUUGCACUUGUCAGCUACAUUAAGCAGAGGAAAGCCAUUGUGCGGAUAGAACCAGUAUUCACCCAAAAAAUAGACUAAGGGGUUUAUUUGUAAAAGCGACAGGUUGUAAAACCCAAAGCUUCUCACCUUGUUUGUACCUGAUAUUUAAAAGGGUAAUGAUCUUACUAGCAAAACACGGCUCGCAAACGUAAUCUGCUUUGUUAUUGUGAAUAAACACGUUCAGAAGCGCCGGGUUUAAAUAAGCCCCAAGUGUCAGUGAUAUCAGUGAGUGUAUCAGUGCCUCAUUGAAUAUGGAUAUAUUGGUCCAGCCUCCAUAAUGGCUGCUUCUGCUAUCUGUAGGUGGUGGAUGUGCACUUGAAAUGUCUUGUAUUUCAGAUUUUGUUACCGUUUAAUGCUCAUUUGAUAAUGGCAUCUUAAUUAGCAUCUGCUUGAAAUUGUUUUCCACAGACUCUUGGUCGUAUAUAAAUAUCUCAUAUUUUUCUUUCAACAUAUAUCAUGUAGUUAUUAAAUACAUAUAUAUUUUUAUUAAGUACAAAUAAAAAAAAUGCAAUAAAUGGGUGAUUUUCAUAAUACGAAUAACAAAUUAACAUAAUUUCAAGUGAAUUUCAUAAGGAAAUUGUAAAAUCCUAAGAAAUCUUCUCCUCUUUGAGAUGGUGGUGUGUGGUUUUGUAACUGAUAGGUGAUAUAACAGGAGUUAUUAGGUAUAUUGUGAGCGUAUGUAGAGGGUUAUUAGUGUACAGUGCCUAAUCUACAUGUAUCGUUUUAGUGCUGUACAAUAUGAGAUUUUAACAGGGUCUAACAAAGCAAAAAAUGGUUAACAGCAAAACACAAAUAACUUUUCCCACAUUGUAUGUGUGGGAUACCUUCACUAUCCCGGUGGUCGAGAUGGCGGCGGUCAUGUGACCGACACAGGAAUCCAGACAUACUCAGGAAUCCGGCACCAGAACAUUGACAGCUGAAAUCCCGAAUGUGAGUAUAGGGUUAAGGGUUAGGGCCUGGAGUGAAGGUGGUGGGGGGGGGCUAGGCACUAGGAGGGGUGAUUAACCAUAGCUGGCACUCCCCGAGUGUUAAGCGUAGUCGACCCCCCCGGAUGCUUAGGGUAGGGGAAGGUGAAAAUACUUACCCCAUCCGUUGAUGGAUCGUCAGUGUCAGGAUGCCAGUGUCGGUCAUAUUACCGCCGGCAUCCCAACCGCCGGUAUUAAAUACCGAUCCCGUAUAUGUAUUGCACAGGUACAGUAAUCAGAGAAAUAUCACAUGUUUUAUACUAGUGAUUGACCGAACUCAUAAAACUAUUUUCAGUCAUGUAGGAUCAGUUUACUGAUUUUUACAACCUUACAAAGAAUUUUAAUUUCUUGGCUUGUACAUGUCCUCCUGCAACUUUCAUUAUAGGCAUCAAUUAUAUUUUUCUGUGAUGUUUACCCAUGUUUUCCAAUCAACUAGCUGAAUUGUUUGUUUGUGUUGCCCUUGGGUAUGCCACAGUUACAGUACACUGUGCUUUAUCUUCAUUGGAUACAACUGUAUGCAGAUUACUUAUUAAAGUUAUAGGCAACAGGAAAAACAAGUUUGAGUCAUGAUAUGGAGACAUGCCUGAAAAGCACAGUAUGAUGAGUAAAAAAAAACAUCCAGUAAAAUAAUGGUACUCAACUGAUAGCCCAAUAAUCAGUCUACUGUUUUACUUCCCUCAUGUAGAAGUCGGCAUGUGAGGGAGAGGAAAGUGCAGGUGGACAUGUAAUUGCCCUGCUUGUUAAAGGAAAUGUGGGUCGUGCAGACAGAGGCGGAUUGGCCAUAGGGUUCACAGGGAAGAUUCCCGGUGGGCCGACGCACCCGUGGGGCCUGUUUUGUUCGAGGACAUGUGGUCCUAUUAACAGACAUAAUGAAUAAGAUGCAAAAUAAUUUGCAUAUAUGAAAAUUACUUUGCCACUUAGCCUGUUAUUGCAGAUGAUCUAGUGCAGGGAUGGGGAACCUUCGGCCCUCCAGCUGUUGUUGAACUACACAUACCAGCAUGCCUUGCUA
This is a messenger RNA of Pseudophryne corroboree (corroboree frog), 4615 nucleotides long. It is a transcript of the gene TMEM163, whose product is annotated as transmembrane protein 163. The coding region runs from base 589 to 1437 and encodes 282 amino acids. The transcript is spliced from 8 exons. NCBI's taxonomy places the organism in Eukaryota, Metazoa, Chordata, Amphibia, Anura, Myobatrachidae. Gene Ontology annotation, cellular component: synaptic vesicle membrane. Gene Ontology annotation, molecular function: zinc ion binding. The record is from RefSeq and is a predicted model, not a curated record.